AUGGACUGGCUUGGCUGUCCCCUAACAGCCUUCUCCACUCACCACAAGUCAUCUCCUGACCACUUUCUGCCUGCCAUUGACCCCAUGGCUUCAAGCCACAGGAACCAUGCUGCUCACUGCUCUGUGCCGCAGAGCAACGGCCUGCCCUGGAUGCCCAGAGCUUACUACAAAGCCGCUACCACCCACCCCACUCUGGCUCCCUUGUCUGGCCCAGACCUGAGCCCCAUCGAGAUGCUGCCUUCUAUGUGCAACAGAAGGGCAAUUUUCACCCGCUACAGCCCCAACGACUGGUCUUGCUCCAACCAGAGCAACUACCGAGAGGCACAGAUGUGCAGGCGCAAGGCGGAGCUGCUGACGGCCGAUAGCUCCCGCCUGGUGCGGGACAAACACCAACAGACCUGCCAGACCCAGGCAGACAACAGCAAGAAGCUGGGGCAGCGACUCAGAGACAUCCAGUUUUGGAGGGUGCAGCUCUGCCGUGAGCUGGAAGAGAUGAUGAAGGAGAGCGAUGCCCUGGCAGAGACAAAGGCACGGCUGGAGAGAGCUCUGGCCGAGGCAGAGGUCUCCCUCCAGGUUGCUCAGGAGUGCCUCCUGCAUAGGGAGAAGAGGAUGGGCAUCGACCUUGUCCAUGACGAGGUGGAGAAGCAGCUUGUAACAGAAGUGGACGUCAUCCGAGCCUGCCUGGAGAGGAUGCAACUGUCCCUGAAGAAGGCAAAGGCCCAGCUGCUGAACAACCGGGCGGCCCAGCAGGAGCUGGAGAAGGACCUGUCCAACAAGCAGGUGGCCCAGCGCAUCGACGGCAAGUGCCACCAGCUGAUGAACCACUCCGAUGGCAUCGGCUCCUACCACGGGGUGCAGCGGGUGGACGCCACUAUCUCGGUGCCGCAGUCAUGGGCCAAGUUCAGCGACGACAACAUCCUGCUGUCGCAGAGAGAGCGGGCAGCCUCUGCCCAGCUGCGGGGCUCCAUCGAGAACCUGAUGGAGGUGACGGCCAAUGAGAUAUGGAGCCAGUUCAACAGGGUGAACGUGGCCUUCACCAAGCGCAUCGCCCAGACGGACGAUGCCAAGAACAAGAUUCAGGCCCACCUGGCCAAGACGCUGAAGGAAAUCUUCCGCAUGGAGAUGACCAUCGAAGGGCUCCGCAAAGCCAUCAAGGACAAAGAGGCCCCGCUGAAAGUGGCUCAGAGCCGCCUGGACGAGCGCACGCGGAGGCCACAGAUGGAGCUGUGCCGGGACCCUGCUCAGCUGCGCCUGGUCAGGGAGGUGUAUGAGAUCGACGACACUGUGCAGAGCCUGCGGCGGCAGCUGCGAAAGGCCGAGGACAGCCUGCAGAGGCUGGUUCAUACCAAGACUGCGCUGGAGCACGAUCUGGCCAUCAAGGUCAACUCGCUCUUCUUGGAGCAGGAGAAGUGCCUGGGGCUGCGCAAGACCUUCCCCAGCACCACGCGGCUGCUCGGCUACGUGUAGGCUGGGUCCGGCGGGCCUCAGCGCAUCUGCUGUGGGAGCUGCUCCUAGUUAGGCCCAAGUGCGCUCCCAGUUUGGCCUUGAUGUUUUUUUGUGUUACAAUUAGAUUCUGCUUUGUUCUCAAAGACCCGAGUAGGAAUUAAACACUCGGUGUGUUACAUGAUCUACCUGGGUUUAUCCUUCCUUUGGUUUUUCUCUUUCUGGUGUUGCUCUUUCAUGGUGGUAGCUGAAAAUACCCUGCAUGGGACAGGAGGAAAGCACAAGGGGCAGGGACACUUGUUGUCAGAGUAAUUAGCUGUUGACAUCCAUAGUUGUGUAGUAAUACAGACGCAGCUCAAAUCUCCUGCAAAUCUUCACAGCACGUUCUCUUCCUGAAGACAAAAAGCUUCCGGU
This is a messenger RNA of Colius striatus (speckled mousebird), 1857 nucleotides long. RefSeq names its product tektin-3. Gene Ontology annotation, cellular component: microtubule cytoskeleton; nucleus; sperm flagellum. Gene Ontology annotation, biological process: cilium assembly; cilium movement involved in cell motility. Bases 1 to 1467 code for a protein of 488 amino acids. The record is from RefSeq and is a predicted model, not a curated record. The transcript has 7 exons. Lineage: Eukaryota; Metazoa; Chordata; Aves; Coliiformes; Coliidae.